CGCCGCGCCGCCGGUAUCGCCUCGCGUCCCGCAGCGGGCCGGAAGCGGAAAGUUCCGGCGCCGGUGUGGGGAGCGAGAGCCGCCCGCUCGGCGUUGCUGCGAGAUGGCUGCCGCCGCCGCGCUCCCCCCGCUGCCGCCGCAGUUCAAGAGCAUCCAGCACCACCUACGGACCGCGCAGGAGCUGGACAAGCGAGAGCCGGUGGUGGCGUACUACUGUCGUUUGUAUGCAAUGCAAACAGGCAUGAAGAUUGAUAGUAAAACCCCAGAAUGCCGUAAAUUUUUAUCUAAGCUUAUGGAUCAGUUGGAAGCUAUGAAAAAGCAAUUUGGUGAUAAUGAAGCAAUUACUCAGGAUAUUGUUGGUUCUGCUCAUGUGGAGAAUUAUGCUUUGAAGAUGUUUUUGUAUGCAGACAAUGAAGACAGAGCUGGGCAGUUUCAUAAAAACAUGAUAAAGUCCUUUUAUACUGCAAGCCUCCUGAUAGAUGUUCUGACAGUAUUUGGGGAGCUCUCUGAAGAGAAUGUUCAGCACAGAAAGUAUGCCAGGUGGAAGGCAGCAUACAUUCAUAACUGCUUAAAGAACGGAGAGACUCCUCAGCCUGGACCUAUUGGAAUGGAAGGAGAGAGCUUUGAUCUUGAAAGAGAAGAAGCAGGGUCGUCGUCUCUCCAUAGUGGAACAACUCAACCAACAUCAUCAUCUACAUAUGAAGCUAAUAACACACCAACUACUAAUUUCACUGGCAUACAUAUACCACCAGGUGCCCAUGCGCCAGCCAAUACUCCAGCUGAAGUACCUCAUAACACAGGAGUGACAAGUAAUACCAUUCAACCUGCUCCUCAGAAUAUUCCUUUAGUAGAUCCUGCCCUUUACAGUGCUCAGUCUGCAGGGGAAGUCCACUUGACUCCAGAGGACUUUGCCAGAGCUCAGAAAUACUGCAAAUAUGCUGGCAGUGCUUUGCAAUAUGAAGAUGUGAGCACUGCUGUGCAGAAUCUACAGAAGGCCCUCAAGUUAUUGAUUACGGGCAGAGAAUGAAGCCUUUAUCCAACAGAUAAAUGUUGUUUGCCUAAAGAACUAACAGCUUAUUACUGUACCUAUUAGGGGAGUGGAAAUAUAAAGAAGUUCUCAAUUCCAUUACCUGUGACAAUGAAAUCACUGUUUCAGUGUAAGAUUAGCAGUUAAGAGUACGGUAGGAAUCUCUGUUUUCAUUUUACAAAUAGUGGAGCUAGAAACAUAUGAAUGCGGUGGUUUGUUGUAAGCAAAAUACAGAAGUACUGCAGACACUGCUCAAGAGUUAGAAUUCAUGUUUCAAUAUUUAGAUUAUCGAAAUGGAAAAAUGCUGAAUCUGUUAAAAGCUUGAACAUAAGAAUGCUCUGUUAAAAUUCUGGCUGAUUUUAUUAUUUCAAACAAUUAUUUGAUAACUAUAAUAGCUUUAAAAUGGUAACUAAAUUCAGGGCUUCCUCCUGAAAUGAGAGCAUGUGAGAAGACUGACAAAUAUACAGUGGGAAGGACUUUUUUCUAUAUUUAAAUUAUUUGGGUAUUAUCUGAGACAUAAAUCAAAGUUAAGAGAGUCUUGAGGAUGUUUGUGUUUCAUUUUAAAACGUGCAGGAAAAGCAUUUCUUCAUAUAUCAGAGCAAAUAAUUUUGAUAGUGUUCCAAACAAACUCCCUACAACUGCAUGGGCUGCUAUAUGUAGUCUUGAUCAUUGGUUCUUGCUCCUUUUACAUGAACACUUACAAUUUUCUUUAUGUAUGGAUAAUUAGAGAAAGUACUAAUAUUUAUCAGAGAUGAGGCUGAAACCAGAGGCAGAGAUUCUAAACAACGUGAACUUUUAGGGAGAUUUACCUUGUGGCUGUUCCAUCUCUUUAAUAGGCUGAAUCAAAGGCCAGUUCUUCAACCAUUAAAGCAGUUUAGGUUCAUCUCUGGUACUAGUGUCAUAGAACUUUGUAUUUCCAGCUAAUAUUCUUCCUGUCAGCUUUGUUGUGGAGACUAUUUGGACUUGGGAAUUAAUUAAAGUAUCUUGGAAAUGGAA
Cygnus atratus (black swan) is the source of this 2023-nucleotide messenger RNA. RefSeq names its product vesicle trafficking 1 (gene VTA1). The coding region runs from base 104 to 1027 and encodes 307 amino acids. Gene Ontology annotation, cellular component: multivesicular body. Lineage: Eukaryota; Metazoa; Chordata; Aves; Anseriformes; Anatidae. The transcript has 8 exons. The record is from RefSeq and is a predicted model, not a curated record. Gene Ontology annotation, biological process: late endosome to vacuole transport via multivesicular body sorting pathway.